UGCUCGCCUCGGAGUCGCAGAUCCAAGAUGGCCGACACGGAGAGCACCUGCACCUCCGUGGACGACCGGACGGAGGACCUGGUGUCGCCCACGAGGGACGCGCUGGUGGACGGCAUCGUGGGCCUCCUGAAGCCGUGCCUGGACCAGCUGGACGAGCGGGUGCGCGCCACGAGAGUGAGCCAGAGUGAGUUACACCAGCAGCUUGAGGGUCUGUCAGUAGAAUUAAUAAGAGUCCAGGAACAGACACUGUGUCCACUCCAGCUUGAUGCCUACAUAAAGAAGCUACAGAAUGCCAAGAGAAGAGUGGUUGUAGUUAACAAUAUUCUACAAAAUACACAGGAUCGACUUAAUAAACUGCACAACCAGGUCAGCAAAGAAACAGCACGUAGAAAAGCUCUGUUAGAUACCAGUUCGCCAUCAACAGUCCCAUCAACUUCACUCCAUGCACCGUGACUUGAAUUUCCGUCAUAAAAAGC
Penaeus indicus is the source of this 476-nucleotide messenger RNA. It is a transcript of the gene Snapin, whose product is annotated as SNARE-associated protein Snapin-like. The coding region runs from base 28 to 453 and encodes 141 amino acids. The record is from RefSeq and is a predicted model, not a curated record. Gene Ontology annotation, molecular function: SNARE binding. Gene Ontology annotation, cellular component: synaptic vesicle; BORC complex; BLOC-1 complex. The transcript has 3 exons. Gene Ontology annotation, biological process: regulation of synaptic vesicle exocytosis; lysosome localization; synaptic vesicle exocytosis. Lineage: Eukaryota; Metazoa; Arthropoda; Malacostraca; Decapoda; Penaeidae.